This is a messenger RNA of Drosophila melanogaster (fruit fly), 1002 nucleotides long. RefSeq lists its product as uncharacterized. The record is from RefSeq and is marked reviewed. The transcript has a single exon. Gene Ontology annotation, biological process: proteolysis. NCBI's taxonomy places the organism in Eukaryota, Metazoa, Arthropoda, Insecta, Diptera, Drosophilidae. The coding region runs from base 47 to 967 and encodes 306 amino acids.
UCUGUAAAAAAAAAGCUAUUCAUAUGUACCAUCCGCCUUAUUUGGGAUGCAGUUCCUCCUCCUGCUUCUUCUGACCUCAUCUGCGUAUUCAAAUGAAGGGAAGAAGGGGCUUCAGAGGAACCUCUACGUAACGGACAAUUAUCACCAGAAUGUGGUGUCUAUACGAACGCGCAAACACAUUCGCCAUUGGGGUGAUAACCACUUCUGUGCCGGCUCUCUGCUCUCCGCCUGGUGGGUCGUCACCUCCGGCUGUUGUGUGAGCACCAGGCCGGAGAGCACCCCAAACCAGCCGAGUAAUCGCAAGAAUCUAAGGGUUGUCGUCUUCACGCCCAAGCGAUUGAAAAAGCCAUCUCCCAAGAACAUAUACCACGUGCAGAAGAUUGUGUUGGACGAGUCCGCCAUAAGUGGGUGCACAGAAUUGGCUCUGCUGAAGCUGGAUCGCGGCGUUACUGGCCAAAGGUUUGCCAUGAUGCUGCCGGAAAAGGAGUUGAAUAGCACUUGGCUUUGCAACUCUCUCGGAUGGGGCAGGAUUUACUACGUAAGUUAUGUAUAUAUAUCUGCGAUGUGCCCCGCAUUCAGCAUGGUGUAUGAUAACCCAGUUACUUGGUUCCAGGACGGACCCUACUCAAGCGAGCUUAUUCAAAUCAGAGCUCAAAAGAUUUCGGAGUAUGAGUGCAAGCCUGACUGCAGCAGAUGCCUGUGCAUGACUAGCUAUACGGGCAGGGGCAAUAUGUGCCAGCAGGACUUGGGCAGUCCACUCUUUUGCGAUCACUUCCUGUACGGCGUGGCGCGUCGGGUGCACACCUGCGAUGAUGAGGGCUUCAUGUUUUACACCAAUAUCUAUCAAAACCGCAAAUUUAUCGAGGACACCUUGAGUGGCGCAACCUGGCCAAAAAGAGUCCUAUGUUUUCGUCUACUUCUACUUCUACUGGUGUUAGCGUCGCUUUCGGUAGUUUCAUCUGAUUGAAUAUGAUAUUUCAAACAGGAAAGCACAGGAUACAU